AUGAGGGUGAAGAAGCGCUCGAGGCACCGCAAGGCGGUCAAGUUCUACUCCACCUGCUUCGGCUUCCGCGAGCCCUACAAGGUGCUCGUGGACGGCACCUUCGUGCACCACCUCCUCGUCCACCAACUCCUCCCCGCCGACGACGCCGUCCGCGACCUCCUCUCCGCCUCCAGGAACACCCCGCUCUUCACCUCCAAGUGCGUCCUCGCCGAGCUCAGGCGCCUCGGCAAGUCCCACGCCCAGGACUUCGACGCCGCCCAGCUACUCGCCACCGCCAGUUGCGAGCAUGAGAAAGUGGUCAGUGCAGUAGAUUGCAUCCUGUCACUUGUAGGUGAAAAGAAUCCGGAGCACUACUUCGUUGCCACCCAGGAUUCUGAUCUCCGGGAGAAAUUACGGGAGAUUCCGGGUGUUCCUGUGAUAUACGGUCUGAAGAACUCCUUGUUUAUUGAGCAACCCUCUGCCCAGCAGCGUAAGUUUGCUCAGCUGGAUGAGGAGAAGCGUAUACAUAUGGAAAAAUCAGAAUUUAAGAAGCUACUCGAGGCAUCAUCUGAGGAGAAGGCAUCUGGUGAUGGAAUCACACCCGGAGUGGCAGAGAAAAGCAAGUUUAAAAGGAACAGAGCAAAGGGCCCAAACCCACUCUCCUGCAAGAAAAAGAAACCAAGACCUCAACCAUCAGAUGCUCAAAAUCAGGGUCCUGCAGCUGAUGGCGAGGCGAAGAGGAAGAGGGUUAGGAAGCGGAAGAGAAGCGGCAAAGACAGCAAUCAAGCAGAGACAUCGAGCUGAUGGAUUGACAAAAUUGCAACCAACAAUGCCAUCACAGCUCCGAUCUGGCUUCAGUCUAUUACAACCACGCCAAGAUUAUCCGUGGAUGGUGUUUCUUCAGAUGUAAUGCGCAAUUGAAUUAUCUCUAGAGGAUUGUAUCUGGAAAUGUUCUACAAAUUAUUAACACUAGUAGUCUGUUCUGAGUUUCCCUGUGAAGUUGAGGCUGUUUUGACUUGUGUAUUUUAUCCCCAGUUUUUAUUUAUAAGUUCAAUCAAGCCA
This is a messenger RNA of Lolium rigidum, 1041 nucleotides long. Its product is annotated as rRNA-processing protein UTP23 homolog. NCBI's taxonomy places the organism in Eukaryota, Viridiplantae, Streptophyta, Magnoliopsida, Poales, Poaceae. The record is from RefSeq and is a predicted model, not a curated record. The transcript is spliced from 5 exons. Gene Ontology annotation, molecular function: small ribosomal subunit rRNA binding. Gene Ontology annotation, cellular component: small-subunit processome; nucleolus. Bases 1 to 783 code for a protein of 260 amino acids.